GAAAGGCUUCCUCAUCGCCAUUGACAUCGACACCGGGACCGAAAGGUGGGCGAGGAAGAUCACGGAGCAGGUGGCCACAGCCACAGACUGCGCUUUGCUGACACAGGGGCUCAUCAUCGUUUCAGUCAUGGACCCUGUGCCGCUGGUGCCACAGCCGGAGAUCGAGAACAGCCGGCUCAUGGCGUUGAGCAUCGAAGACGGAUCUUUCCGCUGGUCGUUCGCUCCAUACCGUCCCACGUUCAAUUUCCAAGCUGCGACGGUCCACGACGGCAGCUUCGUGUUUCAGGACCGGACGGGAGGCGUCUAUCGUUUGUCCACAGAUGGCAAGCUCCUCUGGUAUGCCAAGACGCCGGACAGGGAGUCGUCGACCACUGCGGCAGUUGUACUACACGACGGGCGUGUCUUCGCCGUCAGCAAUGCUGGCAAGCAGCCCGCUGGGCUUUUGCAUGUCUACGACUAUGAAGAAGGCCAGCACCUCUGGACCCAGGAACUCCCCCAUGAGGCAGUUCGGGCAAGACCUCGUU
Molecule: messenger RNA, 524 nt
Organism: Symbiodinium necroappetens
Lineage: Eukaryota; Dinophyceae; Suessiales; Symbiodiniaceae
Source: the annotation of a GenBank genome assembly